CCCAGCAUAAGGAGAAAAGGGGCACACAGCAUAUAAUGCAGCCUCCUGUUUGCUGCGGGACUUUAUAUCAAACCAGAAAACCAGGAGAAGCAUUGGCAAGCAAACAUACAUAAAGUGCAACGUCAUUAAGCUAUGAAGCCCAUCCUGCUGCUGAACCUCUUACUCCACCUGCUGUGGUUCUGCAAUGGCCAGUCUUGUUCAGAGCAGCAAGAGGCUAUAAAAGUUCUGCGCCAAGUCCAGAAGUUGCUUACUGAGCAUGAAACAUCGUACCUGAGGGGGCUGAGAGCUCUGCAUCAGAGACUUACACAACUGAAAGAUCAACUUCUGAAAGGAGAGACCAAAGAGAAUUGCCCUCGUUUAAAAACCCCUCGUCAUGGUCGAAUCCUGGGUGGGAAGUUAAAGGUAGGGCACGAGCUCCACUUUUUGUGUGAUCAUGGAUAUCGCCUAGUUGGAUCUGAAACCAGAACUUGCCAGAAGAACCAGACAUGGAGUGGGGAGCCUGCACUCUGUACAGGAGAGUUGGCAUCAGUAACCAACACAUCCUUUCUACAGCCAGCAAAGUGUUCUUCAUUCCAAGGUACUCAGCACUGUACCUGUGAACCUGGGUACCUGAUCCAGCCUGGAGCUCUUUGCCAAGAUGUAGAUGAAUGCAGUAUGUUUCAGAGAAAUGCCGAGGCAAAGAUCUGUGUGCAUGAAUGCAUAAACACUGCAGGUUCUUACUACUGCAUCUGCCCAGAAGGCUAUGUGCUGGACCCUCACCUCAACACCUGUCAGGAUACUGAUGAAUGCAGCUCAGAGCAGAAUUCCUGCCCAGGAGGGAGUCUGUGUGUAAAUUUAUAUGGGGGAUUCACUUGUGUCCAGCCAGAGUGUCCAAAACCUAAACAGAACACCAGUUACGUCAAAACAUCAGUCCAACAGUGUGAAAAGUCCCCUUGCCUCAUGGGAAGCAAGAGUUGCCUAGAAGCCCCUCAUUCCAUCUCCUUCCACUACAUUGCCUUGCAGUCCCAGCUUCCUGCCCCCAGGGUAUUGUUCACCAUGUCAGCCCCACGCUCACUGGGAGACAGCCAGCGUUUCACCAUUACCAGAGGAAAAGGUCGCGGACUGGACGUACGCCAAGCAGGCCGACACCGCUGGGAGCUUGUCCUUAACAAAACAGUCAGUGGUCCUGCAGAGAUACAGGUAGAUGUGGAAAUGGCAGAAACUUCCUCACAGAGUUUCCCUGGAAAACACAUCUUCUCUGUCACAAUCUAUGUCUCCAAGUAUUCAUUCUAAAGACGUUCUUUGAAAAGUAUAAUUAUUAAUGAUAGUAAUUCUACGCCUUUGCUUCAGCACUUUGUAGCACUGUCAUUUGCUUUAUACAAACAGCUGGAACCAGAUAGUUGAGCAUGUUUUAUUGUGCAACGGCCCAACAGGCUUCUUGCACAUCUCACUAUGUCCAGCUCAAAGAAGAUGGAGGCUGGGGGAAGAGGGGGUAUUAGAAUUGCAUGACUGGAUCUUUAACGCCUCAGUAUUUUAGGAGCUCUUCUAGCAUUAACUAUGUACACUUCUGCUUAACCAUAACAUUAAUAGAUCUGAAUUACUUGUUCUUAAUUGAGGGUAAAAUGAAUACUUAACCAGCUAAAGACCCUGGGGCCUAGAGUAGUACAUACCUGCUGAAUUGUACCAUGUUGUUCUGACUGAGUUACUGGAUAGUGGAAAUUCUAUGCAGAUGAUCCAAGCGGGUAGGAAUCCCAUUUCGUUGGGAAUUAAUGAAAGCUUUGCGUUCUUAGUGUUAAUUUCCUUUCCUUUAAAUAAACAGUUGAUUUCAGUAAAUAAACUUGUUUACUCUCUAAAAAACCUCACCAAAAUAUUGUGUGGCCAAGGUCUGACGGCAAUAUGUUUAUGGAGCCAGAGAAGGAAUACAUUUAAAAAGAUGGUAGGCCUGCCAGCAUUUUAUAAGUAAGGAAGAGAAGCCACAAAGAACACAGAAAAGCUCUCUGAACAUGCAGGGAAUAAGGAAGGUUACUAUUCAGGAGAUGCUAUGGCAGCACAUCCAAAGUCAUCACUAAUCUGAAACCUCAUGGCUUUGUGCAGCAUGUGUCACUCAAUUAUAUUUUGACUCUCAUAAUAAACCACUUAUUAAUGA
This is a messenger RNA of Xenopus tropicalis (tropical clawed frog), 2125 nucleotides long. RefSeq names its product fibulin-7-like. Gene Ontology annotation, molecular function: calcium ion binding. The coding region runs from base 133 to 1272 and encodes 379 amino acids. Lineage: Eukaryota; Metazoa; Chordata; Amphibia; Anura; Pipidae. Gene Ontology annotation, cellular component: non-collagenous component of basement membrane. The record is from RefSeq and is a predicted model, not a curated record. The transcript has 8 exons.